UUUCAUUCGAUUGUGCCGAUCACGAUUGGUGUAAACUUUGCUUUGUGGGGCGUAAGGUGUUACUUUGGUGUUUGAAACACAGCACUAGAUUUAAAUGUACUUCCCUAAACCAGAAAUGGAUUUCAAUAUGAAAAAGUUUGUUCGUGAUGCUGGAACAGCUCUGAGUCGUGUUGUACAGUUAACUGAAGAGAAACUGGGAACUUCAGAAAAGACGGAGCUAGAUGCUCAUUUUGAGAACCUUGCGGAGCGCUCUGACACAACCAAAAUAUGGACAGAGAAAAUCCUGAGGGACACAGAAGCAGUUCUCACACCAAACCCUGGGAACAGAGUUGAGGACUUCCUGUAUGAAAAGAUUGAGAAGAAGCGUCCAAACCGCCUUAGCAAUCUUGAGUACCUGGGAUUGGACAUGAUCGAGGCUGGCAAUGAAUUUGGACCGGGCACAGCAUAUGGCAGUGCACUUAUCAAGGUUGGUCAGUGUGAACAGAGGCUGGGCCAGACAGAGCGUGAUUUCAUCGGUUCAGCCAGUCACUGUUAUGUCCAGCCACUCAGGAAGUUUCUAGAAGGAGAGAUGAAGACGAUUCUAAAGGAACGAGGUCUCUUGGAGAUCAGACGAUUGGAUCUGGAUGCAUGCAAGAACCGGUUGCGUAAGGCACGAAGCAUGCAGGGGCAACAGAGUAAGGACGGAGUGAGUCCAGAGGUUCUGCUUGAACAGGCAGAGAAGGAGCUACGAGUGGCCCAAUCGGAGUUUGACCGUCAGGCAGAAAUCACAAAGUUGUUGCUAGAGGGCAUCAGCAGUUCACACGCCAACCAUCUACACUGCCUGCACGAGUUUGUAGAAACUCAGGUGGGCUACUACGCGCAGUGCCACAGUGCGAUGCAGGACUUGCAGCGUGAUAUGGCCAGUUUGUCCGUAGUCAUGUCCGGUGCUGCCGCUUACCAAACUCUAGGCCUGCAGUCACCUGAUUCCGCUGAUGUUACCAAAAAUGGACACCGGAGAGCUCGGGCGCUUUACGACUACGACGCCAAGGACGCCACCGAACUCAGCCUCAUGGCAGAUGAGGUAAUCAUUGUCCAUGAGAUAGCUGAUUCAGAAGGGGCAGAAGACUAUCUUAUUGGUGAACGCGGCAACCAAAUCCUCCUCGUCCUGGCUCUGAUCGCCGUGGCUGCGGCCCAGUACCCGUACUACGGUACCGGAUACUACGGAUCUGGCUACUACGGCGCCUACCCCAGCCCCUACGCCUACUCUUCCCUUGGCUACGGAUACUACGGCCGUUAA
This is a messenger RNA of Zootermopsis nevadensis, 1276 nucleotides long. It is a transcript of the gene EndoB, whose product is annotated as SH3 domain containing GRB2 like, endophilin-B. Gene Ontology annotation, molecular function: protein binding. The record is from RefSeq and is a predicted model, not a curated record. Gene Ontology annotation, biological process: membrane organization. NCBI's taxonomy places the organism in Eukaryota, Metazoa, Arthropoda, Insecta, Blattodea, Termopsidae. Gene Ontology annotation, cellular component: cytoplasm; membrane.